AUGCUCCCAGAUACCCAGGCUUUAAUCGAUAAUUUGCCGGUUACGGUGGGAUGGCUACGAAAGUUGUUGGAGGCGAAAUUUGGGCAUGAAGUCCAGCUGCUAGAGGUUGCACCGCUUUCGGGUGUCCUCGGCAUGAUGUCGGCGCUUCGGCGUGUUCGGCUACAUUGGAACGCUACGAACAACACCAACAACAACGAGCUACCGGAGACGGUUAUUAUAAAGAUGCCAAGCAGCUCCCAGGCGAUCCAGAAUCUUUCCUCUGCCACGGGUUCAGAUGAUAUGGCAGCUUAUACCGAGAAAAUUCAACGAAUUAUGCACAACAAUGAAGUUGGCGCCUACACGUGGUUGUCUUCAGUUUCUCCCUCGCCCAUCCCACAUCCCCAAAUCUACGCAGCCCACAAUCUAGCAACCCCCACUCCAAUAAUUGUCAUGGAAGAAUUGGAGGGGAAUUUGGAAGUCCUACAACACGGAUUUGACGAGGCACAGUUAUUCGAGAUCACGGAAACGCUGGCAAGAUUCCAUGCGCAUUGUCUGGCCGACGGGUCGUGGAAAGAGGCGGAAUUCGAGCCGAUGGAAUUCGGGAAAAUGUCCACCUUCGGCGACAUGAUAAAGCAGCUGGCGGAUGGGCUGAGAAAGGGGAAACCUGGCUUUUGGGAGUGCCUGGAUCCGCUCUUCGAACACACCGACAUCCUCGAGAAUUAUCAGCUCGGUUUGAUGGAGAGAGAUAGCCCACAUCAAAUCCUGGCGCACGGCGACCUGUGGUGCCCUCAGAUCAUUUGGGCUGAUGAUGGCCGGACGAUUCGCGGGAUUUUGGACUGGCAAAUUGCCCACCCUGGCAGCAUGAUGGAAGACAUCUCCCGUGUGCUUGCCACGUGCACAAAAACCGAAUUGCGGAGACGGCUUCAGCCUAAACUAUUCGAUCGCUAUUACGAGGUGCUGAAAGAGGAAUGCGAGAAAAACAAUGUUACACCCGGAUUCGGACGGGAUUUCUUGGACAGCGAGUUCAAGCGCAUGCUACCUUAUACCCUGCCGCAGACGCUGUUCGCCUGCGGCAUUUGGGCCAACAGCAACGUGUUGAAGCGGAGCGACGCUGACGACGAUGCGCGGGUAUCCGAGAUUUUCGCGCGGACCCGCGCCUUUUUCGAGGAUGCAAAUAAGGUGCUGGGAUGGGGCAUGAAUUCUAAU
Molecule: messenger RNA, 1185 nt
Organism: Mesorhabditis spiculigera
Lineage: Eukaryota; Metazoa; Nematoda; Chromadorea; Rhabditida; Rhabditidae
Source: the annotation of a GenBank genome assembly